GAGCGGGCGGGCGGCGGCUCGGCCGCCUCCGAGCGCAGCGGCCGCCGGCCGCGGCGCAGCGAUGAUCCGCAGGGAAGACACCGAACGGGCGGUGGAAAUUCUGACCAGAUACCAAAGCACCCUGAGGUCUCCAGAGGAGCAGGAGUUGAAAGCCUCCAUCGGAAAGGUCUCGCACAUCUUCCAAAGCGAGCUCUUCCAGGCUUUGCUGGUCACUGGGGAGCUGCGCAGCACCACGCAGCCCACGGUCCCAAAGGAGUCCUGCUCGGGGGUCCCGGUCCUUCCUGCACCCGCUUCAACCUGCUGCUUUCCACGCUCGCGGCCAGCCCGAAGAAAAACUAGAUUUCCUGCCUUUGCUCGGGAGAGCUGCGUGCUGCCCUUUGAAAACACGCUUCCCGAGGCCCCGGGGGGACGUGGGCGGCCUCGGGGCCGCCGCUCCUGGGCCUCCUGGGGGGAGAAAUAUAUCCACGAGUGCUACGACCUGACGCUGCGCUCGGCCCCGGCUCCCGGCACCGCCAGGCAGCAGGGCGGCUCCGCGGCCGAGCCCGCCGGCGCCCCCGAGGACGCCGAGCGGAGGCCGCCGGCGGGGGCCCGGCCGCGGCUGGUGCGGGUGACGGCGCGGACGACGGCGGCGCCGGCCAGCGUCUGCAGCCUGCUGGUGGGCGAGCGCGGCGCCCGGCCCCAGGCCAACCCUGCUCCCAUCAUCGUCAACACCGACUCACUGGAACAAGGGCUCUCUGUGAACGGCAGCGAUGGGAUGUUUAAAUACGAGGAGAUCGUGCUGGAAAGGGGUAACUCCGGCCUCGGCUUCAGCAUCGCGGGAGGGAUCGACAACCCCCACGUGCCCGAUGACCCCGGCAUCUUCAUCACCAAAAUCAUCCCCGGCGGAGCGGCGGCCAUGGACGGCCGGCUGGGGGUGAACGACUGCGUGCUGCGGGUGAACGAGGUGGACGUCUCCGAGGUGGUGCACAGCAAGGCCGUGGAGGCGCUGAAGGAAGCGGGCCCCGUGGUGCGGCUGGUGGUGCGCCGGCGGCAGCCCCCGCCGGAGACCGUCGUGGAGGUCAACCUCAUGAAGGGCCCCAAAGGCCUGGGCUUCAGCAUCGCCGGGGGCAUAGGGAACCAGCACAUCCCCGGGGACAACAGCAUCUACAUCACCAAGAUCAUCGAGGGCGGCGCGGCCCAGAAGGACGGGCGCCUGCAGAUCGGCGACCGGCUGCUCGCGGUGAACAACACGAACCUGCAGGACGUGCGGCACGAGGAAGCGGUGGCCGCCUUGAAGAACACCUCCGACAUGGUGUACCUGAAAGUGGCCAAGCCUGGCAACAUCCACCUCAACGACAUGUACGCGCCCCCCGACUACGCCAGCACCUUUUCAGCCUUGGCUGACAACCACAUAAGCCAUAACUCCAGCCUGGGCUACCUGGGCAGCGUGGAGAGCAAGCCCGCCUACCCCGUCCCUCCCCAGGUGACUCCGUCCAGGUACUCGCCCAUCCCGCGACACAUGCUCGGCGACGAGGACUUCACCAGAGAGCCGCGCAAGAUCGUGCUGCACAAGGGCUCCACCGGGCUGGGCUUCAACAUCGUGGGCGGCGAGGACGGCGAGGGCAUCUUCGUCUCCUUCAUCCUGGCCGGCGGCCCGGCGGACCUCAGCGGCGAGCUGCGGCGCGGCGACCGCAUCCUCUCGGUGAACGGCGUCAACCUCCGCAACGCCACGCACGAGCAGGCGGCGGCGGCGCUGAAGCGCGCGGGGCAGGCCGUGACCAUCGUGGCGCAGUACCGGCCCGAAGAGUACAGCCGCUUUGAGUCAAAGAUCCACGACUUGAGAGAGCAGAUGAUGAACAGCAGCAUGAGCUCCGGCUCCGGCUCGCUCCGGACGAGCGAGAAGAGAUCCCUCUACGUCCGAGCCCUGUUUGACUAUGACAGGACUCGGGACAGUUGCUUGCCCAGCCAGGGGCUCAGCUUCUCCUAUGGGGACAUUCUCCAUGUCAUCAACGCCUCUGACGAUGAGUGGUGGCAAGCCAGGCUUGUGACACCCCAUGGCGAGAGCGAGCAGAUUGGAGUCAUCCCCAGCAAAAAAAGGGUGGAAAAGAAGGAGAGAGCGCGGUUGAAAACAGUGAAGUUCCACGCCAGGACUGGCAUGAUAGAGUCCAACAGGUCGAUCAAAACGAAACGUAAAAAGAGUUUCCGCCUCUCUCGAAAGUUUCCAUUUUACAAGAGCAAAGAGAACCUGGCCCAGGAGAGCAGCGGACAGGAACAGGGCGUCACGUCCAACACCAGCGACAGCGAGAGCAGCUCCAAAGGACAGGAGGACGCUAUUCUGUCGUACGAGCCCGUGACGCGGCAAGAGAUUCACUACGCGAGGCCGGUGAUCAUCCUGGGGCCGACGAAGGACCGGAUUAACGACGACCUCAUCUCUGAGUUUCCCCAUAAGUUCGGGUCCUGUGUGCCGCACACUACCAGGCCUCGGCGCGAGAACGAGGUGGACGGGCAAGACUACCACUUCGUCGUAUCCCGGGAGCAGAUGGAGAAGGACAUCCAGGACAACAAGUUCAUAGAGGCCGGGCAGUUCAACGACAAUCUCUACGGGACCAGCAUCCAGUCAGUGCGGGCGGUCGCGGAGCGGGGGAAGCACUGCAUCCUGGAUGUAUCUGGCAAUGCUAUCAAGAGGUUGCAACAAGCACAACUUUAUCCCAUUGCCAUUUUCAUCAAACCAAAAUCCAUCGAAGCUCUCAUGGAGAUGAACCGGAGGCAGACAUACGAACAGGCCAACAAGGUCUUCGACAAAGCCAUGAAACUCGAGCAAGAGUUCGGAGAGUAUUUUACAGCCAUCGUACAAGGAGACUCUCUCGAAGAGAUCUACAGCAAAAUCAAACAGAUCAUUGAGGACCAGUCCGGGCACUACAUCUGGGUCCCGUCCCCUGAGAAGCUCUGAAGAUGUCCCCCAUCUGCUUCCCUAUGAGCAGAAGAUCUCCGAAGUCCCACCCCACCCAAGCCCUCUGCCCCAAGGGGGGGGAUGUGAAAACUAUUCCUGCCCCCUUUUUUAGAUCGUCGCAAAAUUGAGUUUUCUAGUCCUGUUUCUUUUGUUGGGAUGAACUGAUCUCAUUCAUCACGUGACUGUUCCCACCAUUCCUGCAUGGACCUUCCCAUUGCUCCAUUAGAGACAGAUGAGAACCCAUUCAAGAGUCGUUUUUUAUUAUUAUUAUUAUUAUUAUUAAUUAUUAUUAUUAUUAUUAACUAAACCAAGAAUCAAGAUGGGAGGAGGCAGCUAAGGACUAAUGUAAGAAACAAGUGACACAGUGGACUCUGAGAACAUGAGCUAGUACCAGAGCUCCAGGGGCAUUUUUCCAAGUGUGACUGUCUAGCAGCUCUGACCAGCGCGACAGAAAGGCAGCAGAAAGCAUUUUAUUUAUCUGUAUAUGUAAUUUAUAUAUAAUAUAGAGAGAGAUAUUAUAUAUAUAUUAUAUAUAUAUAUGUGGACUAGGAAACCUGAGGGACCUCUUAAAUGGUACUGUAUUAUUGCAAGGAGCUUUCAGUUUUUGUCCCCGUGGUGGGGCGCAGGGAGUCCACUUGGGCAGGACGAGAUCCAAACGGUACCGCGGGCUUUGGGAGCGUCUCCCGGCCGCUCGGCUUCCUGCCAGCCACCGCCGGGGGCCACGUGCCAGAGCAGCGACCGGGCCGGCGGGCCCCAGUAACCCAGGACUGAGCGGCAGCCGCUGAGCCGAGCGAGCCGGCGGGAGGCAAAGACUGAGCAGGAGGCUGCAGCGCAAGAGAAUGGCUGAUGAUACUACAUAUUAAAUUGCACAUUGUUUUACACACCA
Molecule: messenger RNA, 3815 nt
Organism: Rhea pennata
Lineage: Eukaryota; Metazoa; Chordata; Aves; Rheiformes; Rheidae
Gene: DLG3
Product: discs large MAGUK scaffold protein 3
Exons: 25
Coding region: 62-2929 (955 amino acids)
Biological process (GO): receptor clustering; cell-cell adhesion; embryo development
Cellular component (GO): neuromuscular junction; postsynaptic density membrane; basolateral plasma membrane
Molecular function (GO): kinase binding
Source: RefSeq, a predicted model, not a curated record